This is a messenger RNA of Puntigrus tetrazona (Sumatra barb), 2932 nucleotides long. It is a transcript of the gene myot, whose product is annotated as myotilin. Gene Ontology annotation, cellular component: plasma membrane; axon. Gene Ontology annotation, molecular function: cell-cell adhesion mediator activity. The record is from RefSeq and is a predicted model, not a curated record. The transcript is spliced from 17 exons. Lineage: Eukaryota; Metazoa; Chordata; Actinopteri; Cypriniformes; Cyprinidae. Gene Ontology annotation, biological process: axon guidance; dendrite self-avoidance; homophilic cell-cell adhesion. Bases 277 to 2664 code for a protein of 795 amino acids.
UCCACCGGUCAGAAGACAUCCAGGCUAAGAGGGGGCAAGCGAGACUAGCGGUGCGCUCUCUUCGAGGGGGGAAGAGUGCAGCAAGGUGGUCUUCCCGUCUUCCUUCGGCCCCGGUGUCGUCAGCCCGGUGGGACUCCCUGUCCCGUCCACACUCAGUGCGACUGAACUCGAGCUGUAGGUGCUGUUUUACCUGGAUGAGGUGUUCACCAGCCGGUUCCUGAUCAGUAAGACUGUGCCUCCUGCUGGGCUCAUCAACUCUUCUGAGAUUCAGGAAACAUGGCACAGAUUCAGAAAAAAACCUCCACUAUGUCCCUGACUAUAUCCUCAUGCUCCCGAGACACGUCGUCCUCCUCUUCAUCAUCCUCUUCCUCCACUACAGUGCAGAGGCUCUCCAGUUCAGUACAGCCCGUCUGCUUCAGUCCUCAGAUGGUUCAAAACACAAACCAGGGUUCUGGAGUGUCUCCAACUUUUGUGAAGUGUCUUCAUGACGUGAGCACGGUGAAGGGUCAGCUGGUGGUCCUGGAGUGCAGGAUCAGAGGAACACCUCCGCUGCAGAUCUCCUGGUUCAGAGAGAACGAGCAGAUCAUCGACUCGGCCGACUUCCGCAUCCUCAGAAAGAAGGCAAGUUCAGCUUCUGUUCCUGAAGAGCUGUGCACCCUCGUGAUCACAGAGGCGUAUCCGGAAGAUUCUGGAAUAUUUAAAUGCACAGCAUCAAAUCAGUUUGGAGCAGUAACAUGUAGUGCCAUGCUUGAAGUAUAUACAGACCUAGAGGAGGUGUUGGGAGAGGAGGAUGAGCCCUCGUCUCUGAGCUCAGCUGGACUGGAGCCCUCAUCUCUACAGGACACACUGAUUCCUCCUCCAGAGUGGCCGGACAGUUCUGAGGAAGAGACUGCUGCUCCUGUAGCACGGGUGCCGGAGUCUCCUGUGGACACGGAGAGCAAACAGGCUCCUGCCAGCCAGACGACUGAAGCUGCAGAGCUCUCCUCGAUGAGCAAACCUGAUCCUCCAGCAAAGGGGGUUAAAAACAGUGUCCCACAUCCAUUCCUUCCCACCAGCAAGCUGAGUAAACCGACGGAGCCCAGAGGCAGCGCCAUGAACGUGGCUGACCUGCCCACCUUCUCGCCAUCGCUGUACCCCCCCAGUGCCUUCAACUAUGAGCGCCCUCGGCAUUUCAUCCAGUCCCUGCCCAGCUUCCAGACGGCCGACAGCGAGGUCAGCAAACCCAACAACCUCAGUCCCCCGGCUUCGACGGCUGCUCCGUUCCUGAGCCCUCCUCAGCCCGGACCCGCUCGGACCUCCAUGAGCUCAAGCAUGACUUUGAUUCCUAAACCACAAAGCUCUCCAAACAACGAGAAACUAUCAUCAGCAGCUUUCCUGUCCUCUGUCCUGCCUUCCCUGCCGAGCUCCCAGGCCAAAUGCAAGUCCAUACCUCAGUCUCCCUCUCCGCGGCGCUCCCCCAGAUCCCCCAGCCCAGCGCCGAGAGCCCAGGAGCCGCCGCUGGACCACGCUCCUGCAGCCGUCCCACCCCGGAUAUCUCAAGAUACCCCAAAAACAGCUGCUCCACCUCCACAGCCCCCUCCUGCGUCUCACAUCAGCUACACACCCAACACCUUGCCAAAGCCGAUCUUGAAGAAGACUGUUUCCAGACCAGUGUCUCGCGCCACAGACGAACAGAUCCAGGGUUCGAAAGAUGCUCUCAUCCAAGACCUUGAAAAGAAGCUACGGAACAAAGCUCCUCAAUAUAGGACCCUUCAGAAGAUGUCUUAUGAGGAGCGGAUGGCGAGAAGGUUGUUGGGAGCAGAUAAUGCCGCCUCAGUGUUUGAUCUUGAAAAUUCGUUCGGUUCACAGCCUCCUCAGCCAGGCUCUCCAGAAGAUCUCCAGCCUGGAGGAAUAUGGGCCAGAAAGAAUCGGCCUGCAGGAGACGGUACAGAGGCCUCCACCAUCCAAGAGAAGUGUUUCGCUCCGCGUUUUGUACAAGUGCCUCAAGAUCUUUCUGUCGAAGAGGGACGAUUCUGCAGGAUUGAUUUUAAGGUCGUAGGUCUGCCCACGCCAGAUAUCUCGUGGUAUCUGGACGGGAAACUCAUCCGGCCCGAUGAUUAUCAUAAGAUGCUGGUGUGUGAGAAAAGCGUGCACUCCUUCAUCAUCGAGAUCGUGACCAUUCAUCACGCAGGUGUUUAUGAAUGCGUGGCCAAGAACCGAGCCGGAGAGAGCCACUUCUCCCUGCGUCUGGAUGUGAUCGCUCAGGAGCAGCUCUGUCCUCCCUCGUUCGUGGUGAAGAUGAAGAACCAGCGGGUUCUGGAGGGAGACGGCGUCCGGCUCGAGUGUAAGGUGACGGCGUCUCCGGCUCCUCAGAUCUACUGGAAGAAAGACAAGGAGAUGCUGCGCGUCGACCCCAGGAGGAUGAGUCUCUCUCAGGACGCUUUGGGAAAGCAGUGUCUGGUGAUUGAUCCAGUGAUAAAGUCUGACUCGGGCUGGUACACGGUUUCUGCUAUUAAUGAAGCGGGCAUGUCCACAUGCAACACCAGGCUAGACGUGUCCACUCGUCUGAAUAAGUCUGCUCCGGCCGUCAGGGGCCUGAAGUCUCUCCCAGCGCUGAGCCCGUUCUCCCCGAGGAGCUCCGAGCCGCAGCACACCGCCCCGCUGUACGAGAGCGAGGAGCUGUAGGUGUUCAUGACACCAAUGAUGCAUCUAACUCUUGUUUGUUAGACUGACGCUUUGAUUCAGUAUAUGUGUGCAGUGCAGUCACUGAUACACGCACAACUACAUUGUGGUCGUAUUUAUGUGCUGAAAAUUGUAUUUGUUGGAACUUUUGUUACUAGUACAAAGGAUUCGGUCAAAUGUAUUGAUCACGGUCCUCAACACAGAUAUCAUUUGUGUUCUAUACGAUGUGAGAUGAACAUCUGAGUAAAGAUCUUUGUGAAAACACCACACA